ACUACACAUAUCCAGAUACUAGUAUCUACUCAGAUGUUAUUUAUUGUUCCCAAACAAUAGUUAUCAUUUUCAACUCUCUUAGGAGUACGCAACACAAGCCGCCUUGGGGCGCUGGAAGGUUUUAACAUCCAUCCCUUACAAAGCAGGAACCUGAAGUAAGUUUCUUGGCCUGGGUGACGCUACAAAUUUUGAUGCUCCAAGUCAAAACUGAAGUUAUUCAAAAGAGGGAAUUCACUGGGAUAAACCACAUGUACCAAGUGGCAGAAGCAAACCAAGACCAUCUGCAUAACAAGCUAACACACAACCCAGAAGGCCAUGCAUCAGCCCCCCAUACCCAUAACAGGAACAGCAAAUGUGCUGUCCACAAACAAAGCAUAGGCUGUAUUAAAAAAGUGAUAAAAGGCACCACUUCAAGGCUUACAUACCUACACAAAGGUUCACUGUAUUGAAGUAUUGAGGUGGUAACAAGUAUUCUCCAUGGACUGCAGCAGAGGCACAUAUUUCCAAGAAGAAGGUGUAGUGCUUCUAAGAAUAACUGUCAGUUUCCCAGAAAUGAAACCGAAAGUUGUGCAUUUCUUAGAUAAGGAGUUUGAUUGAUUCACAGCUCAUGUCAUAUACAGGCUUAUGCUGAGUAUGGUAGUGUAGAACAUGCCCCGGAUUGGAGCUGCAAUAAGUUCCGGUAUUUCUCAAAAUCAUGUCAAUGCUUCAAAGAAAUAUCAUCAUAAUCAUAACGACAAUCAAUGGUGUCAGUCUGACCAUUCAGCAGUGAAAAGCCAUGACCCCUAGUUUUCCUGGAAACAGGACAGUGUACGUUGAACACUUUGACAGGAUGUUUUACAGUCUGUCAUAGCAAGGAUUUGACAGUAGGAUCCACUAUGGCUGGCAACAGUUACCAUGCAUCAGUAAUUUCAUUUAAAACCAGUGAAACCUCCCCUGCAGUGUUGAAGCUGAACAUAACAUGGGGGGACAACACCCAUAUUGUUGUGGCUGUCACCAACCAGAACAACUACCUGGAACGUAUCCUGCUUCUGGAGAAAUGCGAGUUCUACAACUUCCUGUGGUCGGGGUUCUCCAAGUCUCAGCUGAACAGUGUGCUGGUGUGGGGCCUUAAGGACAACCCAGCUACUGGCGCCGGCGCCAACCCACUGCUCGCAUCUUACACUGUGGGGACUUCCAGGAAAGUUUCAGUUCCACAGUCUGGUGAACCAGAGGUGACAGAGAGGAUACAUGACCUUGACCUUGCCGGCGAGUAUCUCUUCUGGUCAAGUCAUCGCAUGACCGACUUGAUGAAAACACAGGAUCACCUUGAGAUGGAGGUGGAGCACGAGCCACCAUUGACCUACAGCCUUAGACCUACAGGACCAUCUUACAGUGAGGCAGGUCUGUGUGUUGUGUACUGUGAAAGAAGUCAGAAGGAGUUUGUUGUGAUGUCGUCCACCCCGAUCAGCACCGGCAUCCCACUCCUGCCCGUCUGUCAGUCCAGGAACAACUACAGGGUCAAGGUCAUUGGGUUAACAAACAAUAAAGGUCACACAUUCAGACAGCCAUCUCGAAUCUGUGAACAAAACACACCCUGUGGAAGCUCAAGCAUCAUUGACAUCAAGACCUGUAUGUCCAAAGACGAUCUUGCAAAACUCCUGGAGAAGGCAGAAAGAUACUGUCGGGACAACGCCCUAAUUCCCAGGAAAUAUCCCAUCACACAGAUGUAUCGGAAUAAACCAGCAUCCUACUUUGAUAACAUCAUGUCCAACAGAAACGGAGUAAUGGAGAAAUACCUGAAGGACAACAAUGGCGACCCAUAUUCUGCUAUCAACCACAAGAUCAGUGGCCUCUUCUUCAGUGGAUCGUUCGACACAAGGGAAACAAAUCCUCCACAACGGCCACCAAACUUCUCAUUCUUUGGCGGAAGUCGACUUUUCCUCCCAGCAGAGGUACUGUUUUCAUCAGACACCAGGAUGUACUUUGCAGACUUCUUUUGUCACAAAACAGUACAUUAUGUCACAGCAGUUGUCACUAUGAGGGGAUCAGAGGAAGACAGAUUCUGUGAAGGAAGACUCAUUGAGCUGGACUUGAAGGACAACCCGUUUUUUACAGUCACAGAAAACAUCUCGUAUAGAAGAAACGAGACAUCAGUCUUCCCUAAUUCUGUAAGUAGUGAUGAACGUCAUCCAGCAUCACAGGACCUCUCUUCUUCAGAAACACCAGUGGCCAGUCCAGCCUCUUCUUCAGAAACACCAGUGGCCAGUCCAGAUUCUCCUUCAUAUACCAUCCAAAAAGACGUCGAGAAGACAUUCAUGAUGACGUCUGUCAACAGCUUCCACACAGAGUUUCUGUUCACUGAAGAUGUCGACAUCAAGGGCCUGACAAACAAAUAUGGGGAGAACAAAGUUUACCGAAGAGUAGUUCAAACUCGAGGCAAGGGACAUAGUUUUCAAGAUGGUAUUCCAAAGAAAGCUUACUGUGGAAUUUGCAACCUUGAAGACUGUUAAUAGAAAAUGUCAGUGUUGCGUUUUCUGUCUCUUGUUUAAUGCUACAUUUUACAAUAUUCCAACGGACAAAAGAAAUAUGGAAACAAACAAUGACAGUUUGUAAAGUAGUCUGUCUCACAGUCCCUGAACGACAUUUUUCCCCUACUUCCUAGCCCAGCAAUGCUAAAGCCCUAAAAGAAGCAAGUCUAGAUUUCUUCAGGUUCUGAAUCUCUCUCUGGGGCUCUCUUCAAUGUAAAUGGGUUUAUUUGUUAAAAUCAAAAUUAUACAUAUUUAGAGACUAAGCGUUAGCCUAUGGGUAUAGAUGUGAGGUUUUACUAACUCAUAAACAUUACUUUCAUGUAAGCCAAUAGUUUGCAAAGCUUUAUAUUUAGAUAGUAUUGAGGGUCUGCCCAACCGUUUUAGCAACAAUCAUGUGUAAGCCUGGGCUUUUUUUAUAUAAUGUCAGCUCACUUCCUAUUCACGUGACCAUUCUGCGGAAUGUCACAUGCUGAAGGUUGAGCUCAGAUGUGAUGUUGCCGGCUUACAACUGGAAACAGGGACCCUGAUGCUUCAGGGACUUACAUUUGCUGGAAGCAGUGAACAAGAAAGUCCCAUUCUGCAUCCACAUCAACCGUAAAACACUGGAUGAAUCCAACAUCAGACUUUGAGGGAAGAUUCAACUGUCUCACUUUCUGUCAACCGUCAAUGUGUGUUUGUGCUUGUAUUUACAAAGCUAUUCUGUGAUAUCAAUACAACAUGAACAUAGUUUUGUUUUGUUUUAGUGAUUGUGUGGCUUGUAUAUUUACAUGUCAAUGUCUUAUUAUUGUAUCAUAAUGUAUAGGUACAUGGUGUGAUGUGAAUUGACGAAUUUGUGAGCAUGUACAUAUAUAAUGGUUACUGAGUUAUCUUGAUCUCAUCCAAGA
Haliotis rubra (blacklip abalone) is the source of this 3391-nucleotide messenger RNA. RefSeq lists its product as uncharacterized. The coding region runs from base 876 to 2489 and encodes 537 amino acids. The transcript has 5 exons. The record is from RefSeq and is a predicted model, not a curated record. NCBI's taxonomy places the organism in Eukaryota, Metazoa, Mollusca, Gastropoda, Lepetellida, Haliotidae.